Messenger RNA from Frankliniella occidentalis (western flower thrips), 2056 nucleotides. RefSeq names its product 4-aminobutyrate aminotransferase, mitochondrial (gene Gabat). Gene Ontology annotation, cellular component: mitochondrion. The transcript is spliced from 8 exons. Lineage: Eukaryota; Metazoa; Arthropoda; Insecta; Thysanoptera; Thripidae. Gene Ontology annotation, biological process: GABA catabolic process. Bases 118 to 1608 code for a protein of 496 amino acids. The record is from RefSeq and is a predicted model, not a curated record. Gene Ontology annotation, molecular function: pyridoxal phosphate binding.
CCAGCCCACUUGCCAGGCAGCCAGUGCUGCGCCCACCGCUACGAGUUGAAGAGGCAGCACCGAGCGCAGCGCCGCCGUCCCGCGCGCCACCCACCCACCGCGUAUUGAUCGGACAACAUGGCAGUGCCAGCAGCAUCACUGGCCCAGCUCUUUAGGCUGCAGAGUCCUCUUCGUGCAGGAUGCUGGUCAGCGUGCCGCCCCCUGCACAUGCUCGCCGGGGAGCCUCAGACGCCCGUUGUGAAGACGGAGAUACCCGGGCCGCGGUCCAGGGAGCUGCUGACCGAGCUGUCCGCCAUCCAGCAAGCGGGCUCGGUGCAGCUCUUCGCGGACUACGAGCGAUCCCUUGGCAACUACCUGGUUGACGCUGACGGCAACGCGUUGCUGGACAUCUACACGCAGAUCUCGUCCAUGCCCCUUGGCUACAACCACCCAGACCUGCUGCGGGUGCUGGACAACCCCCACAAUGUGAAAACGCUGGUGAACCGGCCGGCGCUGGGCGUGUUCCCGGGCCAAGACUUUCCCAAGCGGCUCAACAACAUCCUCAGCCAGGUGGCACCCAAGGGGCUCACGCAGCUCACCACCAUGAUGUGCGGCUCCUGCUCCAACGAGAACGCCUACAAGAACAUGUUCAUCCGCUACCGGACGCAGCAGCGCGGCGAGAAGGUCGACUUCACGCCCGAGGAGCUCGAGACGUGCAUGGUCAACAAGAAGCCCGGCUCCCCGGAUCUGUCCAUCCUGUCCUUCCAGGGCGCAUUCCACGGCCGGACCAUGGGCGUACUGUCCACCACGCACUCCAAGGCCAUCCACAAACUGGACGUGCCUGCCUUCGACUGGCCCAUCGCCCGCUUCCCGGUGUACAAGUACCCGCUGGAGGAUAACGAGCGCGAGAACGCCGAGGAGGACCGCCGCUGCCUGGCGCAGGUGGACGACCUGUUCGUGCAGUGGAAGAAGAAGGGCUGCGACAUCGCGGGCAUCACCGUGGAGCCCAUCCAGGCCGAGGGCGGCGACAACCCGGGCUCGCCCGCCUUCUUCCAGGGCCUGCAGAAGAUCGCGCACAAGCACGGCGCGGCGCUGCUCAUCGACGAGGUGCAGACGGGCGGCGGCCCCACCGGCAAGUUCUGGUGCCACGAGCACUUCGACCUGCCCGAGCCGCCAGACGUGGUCACCUUCUCCAAGAAGAUGCUGAUGGGCGGCUACUUCCACAAGCCGGACCUCACGCCGAAUCUGCCGUACCGCGUGUUCAACACGUGGAUGGGAGACCCGGGCAAGGUGUUGCUGCUCCAGGAGGUGAUCAAGGUCAUCCGCAGAGACGAGCUGCUGAGCGUGGUGCGCGCCGCCGGGGACGUGCUGUACAAGGGCCUCCGCGCCCUCGAGACGGAGUUCCCCCACCUGCUGUCGGCCACGCGCGGCCGCGGCACCUUCCUCGCCGUCAACGCCCCCAGCGGCAAGGUCCGCGACGACCUGGUGGCCAGACUCAGGGCAAAGGGAGUCCAGUCGGGUGGCUGCGGUGACCUCAGCAUCCGACUGCGGCCCGCGCUCAUCUUCCAGGAGCGGCACGCCCACCUGUUCCUCGACAUCUUCCGCCAGGUCCUCAAGGAGACCAAGUGAGAGGCCGCGUCGCACCGCGCGCCACCGGCUUCACGUUGUUUCCAUUUCUCAUUAUUGUCGCGUUCCUAGUCCGAUAGAACACCGUUUAGAGUGACGCGCGCCAUGGGGCGAUACCGCAGUUCCAGAAAUCUAGCUUCCAGGUUUAUUCUUGUAAACAACGACGCGUUUUAACUUUUAAUGAAAAUAACGUUAUGGACACGUUUUAAAGUAAGGAGUAUCAGUACAUCAGAGGGAACUCCUGUUGUAUGUGCUAAAAGGAAUGAGUAAGUUUCAUUCCUACGGGCAUGUACGUACGCCCUUGAUCUUAAGUACCUCAAAGAAGAUAAGAGAGUCAACCGAAAAAACAAGAUCGAUGGGUGAAACUGUGUGAUAUGAAUGUCUUCCAAUUCUAGAUAACACGAAUACAAUGUAAAUAAUGUCUUCCAAUAAACUAAUAUCACAAUAUCAA